This is a messenger RNA of Anopheles coustani, 977 nucleotides long. RefSeq names its product maltase A1-like. The transcript is spliced from 3 exons. Lineage: Eukaryota; Metazoa; Arthropoda; Insecta; Diptera; Culicidae. The record is from RefSeq and is a predicted model, not a curated record. Bases 22 to 843 code for a protein of 273 amino acids. Gene Ontology annotation, biological process: carbohydrate metabolic process.
AUAGGCGAUCUGCGGGGCAUUAUGAAGCGACUUGACUAUCUGCGCGACAAUGGUAUUGAUGGUUUUUGGCUAUCUCCAAUAUUCAAGUCUCCUAUGGCCGACUUCGGGUACGACAUUUCAGAUUAUUUAACCAUUCAACCAGAAUAUGGAACUUUGGAUGAUUUUGAUGCGUUGGUAGCUGCAGCGAACGAACGUGGAUUGGCAGUUAUAUUGGAUUUCGUACCAAAUCACACCAGUGAUGAGCAUAAGUGGUUCAAAAAGUCUGAGAUGCGUGACCCAGAAUAUGAAAAUUUUUACGUGUGGCAUCCGGGACGUCCUCAUCCGGGGGAUAAAUCUGCACGACCCCUUCCCCCAAGUAACUGGGUUAGCUUUUUUAGGGGUAGUGCCUGGCAAUGGAGUGAGCUGCGAAAGGAGUACUACUUGCAUCAAUUUUCAAUCAAACAGCCUGACCUUAACUAUCGUAACCCAGCUGUCGUGGAGGCGAUGAAAGAAGUGAUGCGAUUUUGGUUAGCUCGUGGUGUAGCAGGAUAUCGCAUAGACGCUGUACCGACUCUGUUCGAAGUGGCGAAGGACGUCAAUGGACAGUACCCAGAUGAACCACUAAGCGGAAAUACAAACGAUCCUGAGGACCCGGGUUAUCUAGUACAUAUUUUCACACAAGAUCGCAAUGAAACACUCGAUAUGGUUUAUCAAUGGCGCGCCGUUACUGAUCAAUUUCAGCAGGAACAUGGUGGACGAGAACGAAUAAUAAUGGCAGAAACAUAUUCUCCAAUUGAAAUUGUAAUGAGAUACUAUGAACAUGUCGGCGAUAGAACUGCAAAGCACAAUCGAGUAUUGGCUUGAACAUAUGCCAAAACUGAAUUCAGUUGUGCCGAAUUGGGUGCUGGGAAAUCACGACCAACACCGCGUGGCCAGCAGGUUCGGAAAUGAUAUGAUUGAUAUCAUGAACAUGAUACUACUUUCUCUACCAGGAGUAA